Messenger RNA from Bursaphelenchus okinawaensis, 453 nucleotides. Lineage: Eukaryota; Metazoa; Nematoda; Chromadorea; Rhabditida; Aphelenchoididae. The record is from the annotation of a GenBank genome assembly.
AUGUCUGAUGGAGAAUGUGAAUUGCACGAAAAUGAAUCUGAGUCUUCUCCACCGAGUUUCGCCCUAUUCGCUCCGAUGGUAUUCAUCUUGAUUAACAUUGGUCUGCUCAUUUCUGUUAGCGUGAUGGUUUACAGAAUAAGGAAAGCUCAAGCCCAGUUCAGGAAUCUGUAAGUCUUGCCACUUUUUAUUGGUAAAAGUAUUCGGAACAGGUUUUCAGACAGUUUUUUGUCAGAAAAUAGUUUCGCAUGCCGGAGACCAUUUUAUACGAUCAAAUUGUAUUUAAAAAAUUAUUUUUGAAGGGUAACAUUAAUAAAAUAAGUUUUCAGAGUAGAGAAACUGUUAAACACAUCGCUUAACCGUGGGAUUGGCCAGAGAUCUCAGAAUAAAGUCCAGCAGUACGUCCGAAACCCAGAGAAUAACAUGAUCAAGUACAUUCAGCACAUUACUCCUUGA